CCCGGCUCCCGGAGGCGAGGCGGGCGCGGGCGGAUGGCGGAAGGCGCCCAGCCGCAGCAGCCACCUCAGCUCGGGCCCGGCGCCGCUGCCCGGGGGAUGAAGCGGGAGUCGGAGCUGGAGCUGCCGGUGCCCGGAGGGGGAGGAGACGGAGCCGAGCCCGGCCUGAGCAAGCGGCCGCGCACCGAGGAGGCGACGGCCGACGGCGGCGGGAUGCAGAACGAGCCUCUGACCCCAGGUUAUCAUGGAUUCCCGGCACGGGACAACCAGGGUAACCAGGAGCCAACAACAACUCCUGAUGCAAUGGUUCAGCCUUUUACUACCAUCCCAUUUCCACCACCUCCACAGAAUGGAAUUCCCACAGAGUAUGGAGUGCCACACACUCAGGACUAUGCCGGCCAGACCAGUGAGCAUAACCUGACACUCUACGGAAGUACACAAGCCCACGGCGAGCAGAGUAGCAACUCACCCAGCACACAGAAUGGAUCUCUUACGACAGAAGGGGGAGCACAGACAGACGGCCAGCAGUCACAGACACAAAGUAGUGAAAAUUCAGAGAGUAAAUCUACCCCUAAACGGCUGCACGUCUCUAAUAUUCCUUUCCGCUUCCGGGACCCUGACCUCCGACAGAUGUUUGGGCAGUUUGGCAAAAUCCUAGAUGUAGAAAUAAUUUUUAACGAACGUGGCUCUAAGGGAUUCGGGUUCGUAACUUUCGAGAAUAGUGCUGAUGCAGACAGGGCCAGGGAGAAAUUACACGGCACCGUGGUAGAGGGCCGUAAAAUCGAGGUGAAUAACGCUACCGCACGUGUAAUGACCAAUAAGAAGAUGGUCACACCAUAUGCAAAUGGUUGGAAAUUAAGCCCAGUAGUUGGAGCUGUAUAUGGCCCGGAGUUAUAUGCAGCAUCCAGCUUUCAAGCAGAUGUCUCCCUAGGCAAUGAUGCGGCAGUGCCCCUAUCAGGAAGAGGGGGUAUUAACACUUACAUUCCUUUAAUCAUUCCUGGCUUCCCUUACCCAACUGCAGCCACCACAGCAGCUGCUUUCAGAGGAGCCCAUCUGAGGGGUAGAGGGCGGACAGUGUAUGGUGCAGUCCGAGCGGUACCUCCAACAGCCAUCCCCGCCUAUCCAGGUGUGGUUUACCAGGACGGAUUUUACGGUGCUGACCUCUAUAUAGAAUCUGCAAACUGCUUCAGAUCAAACAGGGUGGAUAUGCAGCCUACAGAUAUGCACAGCCUGCUACUGCAACCGCAGCCACAGCCGCUGCAGCCGCUGCGGCCGCUUACAGCGACGGUUAUGGCAGGGUGUAUACAGCAGACCCCUAUCAUGCCCUUGCCCCUGCCGCUAGCUAUGGAGUUGGCGCUGUGGCAAGUUUAUACCGAGGUGGCUACAGCCGAUUUGCCCCCUACUGAAGUGACGUGAGACCCCUGCACAUGGGACAGCCCCCCAGUUCAUGAGGCCUGGCUAUUGCAAUAUUUACUAGUAGAGGAACUCUAUAGCAAGAUGAAGAGGAAAAACAAACAAACAAAAAAAACACAAAAAAAAGAGAAUACUUUUUUAUACCUCACUAUGUUCUUUGAAUAUGUAUUUUUCCUUUAAAUUUCUGCCUUUAAUUCUUUUGUUCCAAAGAUUGUGCUUUUUUUUUCCCUUUUUUUUUUUAACUGUGGUAAAAAAAAAAAAAAAAAAAUGCAUUUCCAUGUCUGUAUGUCCGUGCUUAGCUUAUUCUAUCAAUCACGGAAGAGGCAGCAAAUGAGGAAGGAGAGGUAUUAGGGGCUGAUGAACACAUCUGAUCAGAAAUCAGCAGACAGAGUCACCAAAGUGUGUCUGGUGCUGAAUGGCUGGGGGACAAGCAGAAGCGGAGGAGAUGUCCUUUUCCUUCCUUUCUGCAACAGGAUAUUCUCCUAGUCUUCUGAGUUUCUGGUCUCUGGCAGGCAGUUCUGACUGGCUGUGGCUGGAAUCCAUACGCUGAUAGAUAGGAAUCUGUGCUUGCAAAGCAGGAGAAUUAAAAAGACGCAUUCUCUCCUCUUUCCUCCUGCCUUCUCCGUUCUUUUUACAAUCAUCUUACAUGCACCGCCUGAGACAGUUGGCAUUGUUUGGGAACUUUAUAGUAUUGAUAUCUCCAAACAUGCUCCCAGACUGUGGGUAAUAAGCACCUCGUGAGGAAACCGAUCUCAGAAAGAACUCUGGAGUAUGAAAAAGACCCUUCUUUUCUUUCCUGUAAUCCUGGCAUUCCUGUUGGGCUUCUUCGCCUCUAAUGGAACCACUGCUUAGCUCAUCUGUCCUGUUAUUAACACCCUGCUCCCAUGUCCCCAAGAUGUAGGAACUUAGGACCCAGGGACAGAAGAACAGCCAGUGGCCAGAUGGCCCCCAGCUUGAGGACUGGAAGUACAAGUUGUUGAGAGCCCUUACAGAGGGUAAGGAAGAGAAAAGGGGUGUUAGAAGGUAUCUGGAAAGGUGCUCUGGUAUUUCUUAGCUUUCUCUUGCGUCUGUAAAAUCAGUAUAAACAAAAUAUAAUAAAGCAUCUGUUGGGAAAUGACAAAGCACAAAGUCAUAGGUCAGCUGUCCCUGGGAAUUUUGGUGAUUAGGGCGUGUAAGCGCAGGCAGAGGCACUUUGAACUAGCUCUAAAGCCAUAGGAAUUUUCACCUUCCAGAGCCUUUAUGAGUCACCUCUGUCCACAGUCUUAAGUCCUCGUGGCCAUUCCACCCAGCUUCUCAUUAUUCUCCAAAGACACCUAGCUGAGCGCCCGGACCACUUGGUAUGCAUAACACUACAGGGCAUGAACCACAGAGGCCCUGCAGUUGCUUCUCUCUGCACUGGAAGGAGGGUCUGGAGUGGUAAGGACCUCACCAUGCAGCGGCCACAGCAGUGAGUCACUGCUACUGCUCUUUGGCCUCAACUUUAUAUCUUACAAGAGUAGGGGAGAAAGCCUUUCUCUCCGAACUGUCAGCUAUUACUGAUACAGGCAAGCGUCCUGCAGCAGUUCCAAAAUGAAGGCAUUAGAAGAUAGAAAAGCACGGUCUGUUUGGCUCCCUGGUCUAUUCACAUUGGUACUAGGGUGACCUUUCACCCAAGGGAUAGCUGCUAAAGGGAGUAAUUCAGAGACAUGGAGCUUCUGCUUUGUUUGGGGGUUUUGUUUUUUUUUUUUUUUUUUUUUUAACUCCUGCCUCCAUGCAUGUUGUUGACUGGUAACUGGUUCAUGUCCCUGAAUUAAAAUGACUGGCAUACGACAGCAUCACACACUCUUUGUAAGCAGAGUGGUCCAUCUGGAAGGCCACUGGCCUGUCAUGGAUAAUACAUCUUCUUCCCCUUAGAAUCCUCGCUCUCCCCACGGCUGCGAGGGAGGCUGUGCCUGACACGAGGGGCAAUGUCAAUGGAGCUAGAGGCCUUGAUGCAAUCAGUAAUGAUUCCGGGGACAAUAUGUAGAACAAGGGGACACCAAACUGCCUGGCUCAGUGGGUCCUCUCCCUCUACCCCCAAGCCAAAGUCUGGUUUUUUGCUGUUAAGACAAUUUUCGUUGUAUGUAUAUAAAUAUUUUAGUUAGAGGAGGGGGAUGGGCUAUGGGGCUUUCUCAGUUUUAGGGGUGGGGGCAGGGAGCAUUUUUAUUCUCUUUUGUUUUUGUUUUGAGAGAGUGCUUUUACUGACGAAAGAAAAUGAGAGAAAAUCUGUGUCAUGUUCAAAUAGGGGCCAUUCUCACAAAAUAGCAAGCCACUUAAGAGGAGACUAGGCCAAAUUCUAAAUGGGGCAAAUAGAGAGAUGAGUUUAAGAAUUGUUCUCUUGUUUUUUCAUGGAAAGAGAUAAGGAUGCUGGGCUGGUAGAGAAGGCAGCUCCCACAGCCCUUUUAAAAGAGUCAGAAGCUUGAGUGUGAGGUACCUUUUGUGCGUUUCAGUUCAGCUGGUUCUGGCUGAGGACUCUGUCGGCAAGCUCUGUAUCUCUAGUGGGUUUCUGCUGCUCUUCCAGGGAGGGUUUGUAAUACCUUCUCCUCUAGCUCCCUUUUCUAAGAAAGACUAAGUGGAGUUCUACUUUUUAGUAAAGAGCCUUUGGCUCUCAAUGUCACUGCUGAGAACUGGGCCUCUCAUAAGCACCCAGAUCUCAUGGAGUCGACCUGCCCAUCAGCCUUCCAACGUUGAGACUCCAUACAGUCCACGGCAUCAGAGGCAGGUUCCUCACAGCCUUGAUGCUGAGAGAUUCCUGACUGUGGUUCUCCUUGGAUGAGAAGCUGAGUCAAGAGGGAGUUUGGCAUCUUGUGAGUUUGUUAGAGGAUGCUGGUCGAUAAUUCCAAAAAGCUUACUGAUGUCAAAUCUCAGUACACGAAUGAUCUGACAGCUUUACUGCAGUUCAUGACCUGGAUUUUAUGCUAAGCAUCUUACUCUUAGAAGCUGGGCUCCUUUAAGGAAGUCUCCAGUGAAAAACCUUUAUCUGCACGUCCCUCUUUCAGCCCAGACAGCUGCCCUUAGGUCUUUCCCAAAAUUCCUUGUGGUAGCUAGUUCAACUCCCAUCAGCCCAGAUUAAACAUUUGUGGUUCGUCAUUUUCAGGCCCUCAGGUUUUACAAAACCUAAUACUGCCAUCAUCCUCCAACAGCUAUGGUCUGAAUUGAGCCAACUGUUUGUUUUUUUUUUUUUUUUGCUUGACAAGAAGCAGGCUGGGGCUCAACUCUUAGUUUAAGGGGAGCUAGCAGAGAUCUCUUCAGUAGAAAUCAAUGCUAGCAGCUUUUCCUCCAAUGUGUGACUCCUCACGGCCUGAACUACUCUUAGUAAGUCAGACUGUAUAGAGAUGUAGCAGAUAAGUCAGUUAAUCACCACCAUCCUAUUACUAGUCGUGUAGCUCCCAGAUAUGGAAAAAAAAAAAAAAAAAGGAGGUAUAAAAUAGGGAGGGAAGCAACCCCAAGGAUAUGCAAGAAGGGCCUGAGAAAUCCCCCUUUCCUGUGGCCGGAGAGAAAGGCCUACCAACAGACAGUCUAGGAAGCACUUAGACCUUUAAGGAGGGGAAAGGGGAAAUGUCCGAUGAACUGCCCCCUUCUGCCAACCCCAGCCGGUGCUUCUGCUUGCAGCCCUCUAGCACAGUAACAUUUGCUGAGUUGCAGACCCCCCACCCCCCAUACUAGGAGGAAAGGGACUUUGCAGGGGUAGGGUAGGGGUAGUGGUGUUUUAAAAGCAUAAGUUACCUGUUUGCACUGUUUUAAGAUAGGAAAAAAAAAUAGUGGGCAAGGUGAACAUCAGAUGUAAAUUCAUGUGUUUUUAUUUUGUCAUGCUCUUGAAAUUGACCAUUUGUAGUAUACACCAGUGAAACUUGAUUCUUUGUCGCAUAAAACACUAUAUAUUUUUUGGAAAUGUUACUGUCCAAAAGCCUUUUCCCUCCCUUUCCCUUUUCCUGUGUACCUCCUUCAUACUUGCUUUACUGAUCAACAAGGCAAUAGCCAUCCAAGAGCUAGCGCAUGAAACAGGACCCUUUCCAAGUAGGCUCUGGGUGUCCUAUGCCAGCGUGUGCCCUCUGGGUUAGGGAGUGCAGUUGGAACAUCAGGCUUACAGACCAGACGAUGGCAAGUUAUCAAAUUCCUGAAUCAGAUGCACUAGGAAUGAGGAGUCGACAGGGAGGGGAUUCCGGAAGUAUUGCCGUCGGCUGUAGUAGCUGAGUUCUUACCCAUGUUACCGAAACUGUAGCCAGUUACAGUUUACUCAGGAAAACGGUAGAUCAAUUCAGCCAUGGUCGUGCUGGUUGGCAGGGAUCGGUAACUGAGGGAACCGUUCAUCAGCCACAACAGAGACGGCCAGCAUGGGGCCCCGGUCCCAGCUGUCUGGCAUUUAUAUACAGCCGCUGACGUGAGGGCUCGACUCCGGCUGGCAAAUGAAAAGGGAACAUCAGUUCUCUUUUCUCUCCCCACCCCUGCACCUGUUAACACCACCAGAUUCCCGGGGGUACAUAAGUUUUUGGAUUUAAAAAAAAAAAAAAAAAGUUUUUUGGUUUGGUUUUUCCGGGGACUGAUAAGUGCUUUAAGCAAUGUGUAUACCCCACCAAGACUCCCAGCUUAGUCAUUUUCUUGUAUUUUUCUGUUCACAGUAUUUUUGUGUGUGUGUGCUUGUUUUGGCAGCUCAUUUCGGCUGUUUUAUAUAUCGAGUGAUCUUCUUUUUUCCCUAAGGGAUAUGAAUUUUUUUUUUCUUGUGUUAUAAUUCUGCUUGUGAAUAGCUGGAGCAAACCCGGGGCUGACACACGUAAGCUAGGGCUGCAAAGCAAGAAGAGAACCGGUGCCGUUUGCUUGUCCUCAACAGGCCAACUGCCCUGCAUCUCCGAGCUUUCCAGUCCCAAUCAUUGCAAGGCUACAAAUACCACAGACCCUCCCCUCCUCUCCCCAGCCCUGUUGCAGGGACUGAACUGUCCCUACAUGCAACAUGCAGUUUCUCCAGCCCCUCCCGUUGCCAUGGCAAAGCAGGUACCUACGGGGCUUGGGGGGCAUCACAUGGGAUGCUUGUGUAAUUGACCACCUAGCCUCCUCUCCUCCCCUGCCCCUCCCAGAAUCACUUUCUAGGACACCCGAGCUGCUUGCCCAGGGUCCUGUUUCCCUGCUAACUCCAGAGAAGCAUCCCAGGGCUUUGUGACAGUCUCUAAUCCUCUUCCCUUCUUGUUAAGAAUCAUAUUGUAUAGUAGCUUUCAGACCAUACAGUAUUCAUUGGGUUACUCCUAUUAUUAUCAAGUAGCUGGAAUUGUGAAGGUCAGAGUAGUUAGAUCUUUAGCUUUUAUUCCUUAUUUUUUUGUAUUACUAUCCAUGUGUAUAAAUUAUUGAUCAUGUUGCUGGCUUUUAUAAACUCUAAGCGAAGGAGGAGCUCCGCCUCUGCCUUUGCAAAUGGUAAUGAAGCACUGUUUUUAAAUAAAAGAGAGAAACACCA
This is a messenger RNA of Loxodonta africana (African savanna elephant), 6871 nucleotides long. It is a transcript of the gene RBFOX2, whose product is annotated as RNA binding fox-1 homolog 2. Gene Ontology annotation, biological process: nervous system development; regulation of alternative mRNA splicing, via spliceosome. Lineage: Eukaryota; Metazoa; Chordata; Mammalia; Proboscidea; Elephantidae. The record is from RefSeq and is a predicted model, not a curated record. Gene Ontology annotation, molecular function: mRNA binding. Gene Ontology annotation, cellular component: cytoplasm; nucleus. The coding region runs from base 34 to 1413 and encodes 459 amino acids. The transcript is spliced from 15 exons.